AUGUUGCUGUGGGGAGUCCUAAUUUGCACGAUUCUUAUGCAUUGCGAUGCCAGAAGCGUGAUGGAUUGGCCUGAUAAUACCGACAGCAAUUAUAAACCAACCAUUAACUCUACGACUGACUACCUGAAGGAAUACGCGGAUAUUAUGAAAUCGUAUAUGAACCUAAAGGUCGCGCCCUGUGACGACUUCUACGAGUACGCCUGCGGUAAUUAUCCAAAGGUAAAGCCGGAUCGGUACUCCUGGCACCGGCGGAACAGCUUUGCCGACGUGAUCUAUACACUGAGCGACAUUGCGGAGCAGCUGGUAACUAGGAUGGAUCUCGCGGAGGCUCUUAAUGUGUCCAGCGAACUGAUGGUGGCCCAAAGAUUCUACAAUGCCUGCUUGGGAGCAGAGCUCCUUCCAUUCAAUGCAGCCGAUCCCGCUUACUUGGAUCUCAUUCGGUCGUUCGGAGGCUUUCCCGCCAUCGAUGGAGCCGCCUGGAAUGCCUCCAAAUUCAGUUGGUUCAACAUGAGCGCCCACCUGACCAACUAUGGAGCCAAAGGACUAAUCCGCGAGGCGCUUCUGGCCGUGUAUCCCUUUGUGCCCUACACCAAACUGCCCGAACUGGGAUUCGAUCACAUCGUUCUCGAGGAUAAUAUAUCCAGUAAUUCCACCCGUUCCUACCAGUUAAAUGAGAAGCGAAUGCGUGGUUACCUAAAUGACUUUAAAUUACCAGAAGACAAAAUCGAUGAAGUAGUCGCCGGGGUUUUCGCAUUUUGGAGAGCAGUCCUUAAAGUUCCCGGCCAGUGCGAAGUUUUCAGCCCCUUUGAGAUUGAGAGAGAGUUCCCCCAGUGGACGCACUAUUAUGAUAUUUCCUGGAACGGGCUCCAUGUUUCAGAUAAAAGCAUUUGCGAUUUUUACUACGUGGAACUGGACAAGGUGUGCGAAAGACAUCCUGAGGCAGUGGCUAACUAUCUGGCCAUGCAGCUGCUCUAUAGGUUCGAUCCCAAAAUAAAGGCGCCAAAGUACCAAAGGGAUUAUUGUGCUGUAAUGAUGCAGACCUCCAUGUCGUUCCUGUUCAACAAACUCUAUAUGGCGAACAACUUUAGUGUGGAAAAAAGUUCGGAAGUAUCAGAAAUUGUGCAGGAACUACGAAAGAGUCUCCGGAGGUCGCUUGAGGAAGCCGAGUGGCUUGAUUCAGAAACUCGACAGGAGGCUCUGCUCAAGGAGUCCGGAAUUCAGUCUCGCAUCGGUGCCUUCAAGGAUAACGCUCUAACAGAUCGUCUGAUCCGUGAAAUUGGCAGCCUGAAAGUCGUCGAGGAUAGCUACGCCUCUACCAUCAUCAAUCUGCAGCGCCUUACCGUCGAACUCAAUCGCUUUAGCAGUCGGCACUAUAUGGAACUGGCGAACGAUACCAAGCCCCAGAUGAUGCUGCUGGGCAUGCAAGUAUCGGCGGCCUACUACAUGCUGGACAACUCCAUCAACGUAAUGGCCGGACUCCUGGAGCCACCCAUCUACCACCGUUCCUGGCCGCUUCCCCUGAAAUUCGGCACCUUGGGUUUCAUUGUGGGCCACGAACUGACCCAUGGUUUCGACACAACCAGUUCUUAUUUUGACGGCACUGGCAACAUGCGCUCCUGGUGGUCGGAGAAAUCUCGUCAGGAUUUCGAGCAACGCGCUGAGUGCUAUAUGGACCAAUAUGACAGGUACACAAUACCGGAAAUAAACCGCCAUAUCAACGGAAAGACGACAAUGGACGAGAACAUUGCUGAUAAUGGUGGCUUAAGACAGGCUUUGGCGGCCUACCGCAGCCUCAAGAGGCGACUGCUGGAGGAUCCUGGACAGGAGAGGAUCAACGAGCAGAUGCCAGGUCUCGACCUCACGCCGGAACAGCUAUUCUUCCUGGGCUUCGCGCAGGUUUUCUGCGCAGAGUACCAGGAGGAGCACUACUGGAAGGACCUCACCGAUGAACACACCAUCGACAAGUACCGGAUCCUGGGUGCCGUGUCCAACAGCGAGGACUUCUUCCAGGCCUACAACUGCUCCGUGGGAAGUGGGAUGCGUCCUGCUGCAGAUACAUGCCGCCUUUGGUAAUAUUAUUAAUGAUGCAGUACUUGGGAAACAAUUUAUCUCUAAAACCUGAAUAUGUUUUAGUUAAUAAAUUAGUUUU
This is a messenger RNA of Drosophila suzukii, 2149 nucleotides long. It is a transcript of the gene Nepl12, whose product is annotated as Neprilysin-like 12. NCBI's taxonomy places the organism in Eukaryota, Metazoa, Arthropoda, Insecta, Diptera, Drosophilidae. The record is from RefSeq and is a predicted model, not a curated record. Gene Ontology annotation, cellular component: plasma membrane. Gene Ontology annotation, molecular function: metalloendopeptidase activity. Gene Ontology annotation, biological process: proteolysis.